AUGUCGAGCAACCUCCAAAGUCAGCUCUACAACCCGCUCGACACAACGCGAAUCCCCGACAUUCACCAGCAAAUCGUCAAUUCUUCCUCCUCACCUGAAUCGAAAGAAACAGAAGAGCAAAUCGUCCGCCUUGUCACAGAUGCAGCCAAGUACGAACCAGAAGAGCUCUUCGAAUACGUUCAAAAAUCGACUGAUUCUUUCACGCGCAAGUACUGGACCUUGAAAGUCAUCUACAUUCUCAUCAAUGGUUGUCAUAUUUGCGAGACGUCCGAGACCUUUACAAGCAUCUUCGAAUUCAUUUGCUCGGAAUUUUCGACGGCAGAGUUGAACGGCGAGGGGAAAGUCCUCUGGCUCAGCGUGGCGAAACGACUCAUCAGAUGGGAUGGCUGUCUUUAUCAGAAGAUUCUCGAUUCGUCUGUUUGUCUCCUUAGUCCGAAUGAAGAGGAAACGGUCAUAGAAGUAUUCAUGGAUUUCCUCUAUUUGAUAGGGCAGCAGGAAAAUUUCACCGAACACUUUUCCCUCUUCAAAAAAGAAAAGGAACAACUUCUUCUUACGCUGUGCCGCCUCUUCCGUCAAACAUCAGGCACAAACUCGGAAAAAAAACUUCUUCAAAAUCUCCAAGAGAAAAUCAAAUCGUCUUCCGACUUCAUUCACUUCUGUAAAUUUCUUGCGAGACAGGCCGGCAAAGAAUUCGCCCCUGAGGCAAUUUUGCUUUCGGUUCCGAUCGUCGGCGACUAUUUGUGGGAAAGCUGCGAUAACUUUGUGACUCUGCUGCGAGCGCUGGAGAUUGCUGCUCCUGAGCCGCGAAGCUGCACCACCGCGGCUGCUCUGGGGAGCACGAUUUCGUGCCUUUUCCAGCAAUCCCUCCUAAAGCAAAAAGAAUUCCUCAGUCCGUACUCGUUGGCCCUGCUCCACAACUUCGUCAAAACAAUUCUCACAUGCGAGCAUUCAUUUCCACAAAAGUUCACAAUCUUUCAAGACAGUAUCAAUUUCUUCAAACUCUAUUCGGACGAGAAACUCAAAGACAUUUGCGACUCUGUCCUGAGUCCUUCGGUCGAUCUUCCAAAGAGCGACAAAUCGCUUGCUCUUCUCACGCUGCUGGAAAAGAUGUACAAAGAUGGCGAGUCCAAAGUCAACACCGAACCCAACAUUCUUUCUUAUCUGCCUCUCGAGGAACGGGCUCGCUCAAUAAUCUAUUCUUUUUAUUUUUCUUGUGGACUGAAAAAAGCCCUUGUGAAGGAAAAUCUCUCAGUUGCCACCGACAGGAUCGAGCGAUUUCUUUCGACUAUGCAUUCGGAGACCAUCAGUGCCCAGCUUUCAACCGACAUCUUCAAUUUCUUUCAGAAGAGACUUCAAAAUUCAAAUUCGCCUCCUCUCGAUCUCAACUUUCAAGACUUUCAAAAAUUGUUCUCACUUCUUCUUCGACUUGUUUCUAAUACGAAUUUCCUCAUUCUAUCCGAUGUUCAACAUUGUUAUUCGAUUAUCCACACAUUUAUCUCGACCCGAAUGCCCAUCUGCUCCAUCCCAGUUCAACACUGCUUCACCCCCGAACAGCACCGCUAUUUCAACUCACUUAUGUUCACGCACUUGCUCACGCUCAGCGAACGCAAGCUUGGCAACCAUCUCCAGUGUGCCUUCCCCGUCGUCCUCGAGUACCUGAUUCACUUAACCCAAAAGACACAAGAAAAUGGAUCUCUUCAGAACGUUAUUUAUCAUCAAAAAAUUGAUUGCUACAAAUCAUUGCUCAGUCUGCGCCUUAUCAACGACCAGUUAUCAUUUAACCAGUUAAUCUUUCCAAGAAGUGCUCUCCGCCAGCCUGAACUGGAGAGAAUCAUCUCAAAGCUCCUAGAACUACUACACAGCGAGAUCUCCUUGCUGACAGAGCCAUCCAGCGCUUCUUUUGUCUCCAUUGAUUUGAUUUAUAAUGCCGUUUUCUUCCUGAAGCAGGCGCUGGAGAAUCACAGUCUGUUUUGUUCGCUCGAGAAGAAGACGAUUCAAAAAGUCUUCCUUACAUUCUACUCGCUCUCUUCCUCCGAGCGUUCGAUCGAGAAAACGCACGUCGACUGCUGGAAAUCGUAUCGACUCUAUUUGUCAGAAAAUGACACGAAGGACACGCACACCCUUGAGGAUCUCAAUUACUUGUCCGUGUCAGCUUUUGGCCUGCUCUUUAGGUGUUAUGAAGCUCUUUUUCGCCUUGCGAUCGAAAAGCGACCUCGUUACUUGAAUCUGCUCAUCUCGCAUGGCAAGACAGGUCUUUUGUACAAGUCCGCCAUCGACAGAAUCGAAAACAAAGUCAGAGAAAAACAAUCACAAAAUAGAAGAAGUUCUUUCGGCGCAAAAGGAAAAGAGGAAAAAGAGAAACUUGAACGAAAGCUGAAAGAAGAUCUGGCGAAGCUCGAGAAGAUUCUUAAUUUCAACAAAGAUCUUGUGGUGACACUCCGUGAUGUUUUCAAGCACAACAUGCUCGGCAACAAAGUUUUUGCAGAAGAAAAUCCAGUUUAUGCUGAUUUUUUCGUCGGUGCCCCAACUUUUCACUGGAUACGUGGAUACAAUGUUCAUUCAAUUUCCAUUCCGGUAAAGUCUUGCGGCGUCUCGUACAUGGAAGUUAUUCGAAAGCCAGCUGGCAUGAUCAGGAACUACGCGUCGAUCGAAGGCUUCGCCAAUGAAGUGCUGACGCCCGAGUGCGCCUAUCUCUGGCUGUACGACAACGCGUACCCUCGCGGUCGCAAUCCAGAGGAUUCUUUACCGGUGCGCGCUACACAUCCCGAUCUUCUUGAGCAACUCGAUGAUCACAUGCCCUUUUCGAAGAUUCAAGUAGCCCUGGUUUACGUAGCCCCUGGACAGAAAAACUGGUCCGAUAUUUUUGACAAUUCGAGCGGCAGCGUCCGAUACACGCGAUUCUUGGAAGGGCUUGGAGACAAGGUUCGUCUCCAACGAAAAGGCCCCGAACACAAUCAUGCUGUUUCUGGACUUGAUUUUACACGACACGGCAAGUUUACUUAUCUUCACUGCGAUGAUAUUUCAAAAAUACAAUAUACAGUCGCUACAUUACUGCCGACGAAUAAGGACCAUCAAAAGCUGGCCACGAUCGGUAAUCGUGAAAUCAUGAUCACUUGGGACGAGAGUGGAGGUUCUUACAUGCCAGGCACGCAAGACUCCGACUUCCCUUUCGUUGAAAUCAUAAUUCGUCCAGUCACAACAACUCUCGUGAAAGUCGACACAGUUCUGACGAGCCAGUUCGUCUCGCGGAAAACCCGUCUUCCAUCCAAAUUCAAACCCUUUCACAAGUUGUCAAUCAACGAGCAAGAAAAUUUCAAAUCCCUGGAGGUCGGCGCUGCUGGAGGGCCGAUCUUCCUCUCUGACAGAAAUCUUCCCGCUGCGAUGACCUCCCAAAUUCUCAAUCACAGUCUAACUCUAAGCUUCACGGACUCGAUACGACGGGUCAACCACAGUGACAGUUACAUGGAGGCUCUGCCUGCCUAUCACAGACUCACCCUGAUCCAAAACAUCCGCGAAAAAGAACUCCAACAUCAGAAAUCUUAUCUUGAAAAGAUUGGUCAUCACGACGAUGACUUCGACCUCGACUACUGCCUUUAA
This is a messenger RNA of Oikopleura dioica, 3597 nucleotides long. NCBI's taxonomy places the organism in Eukaryota, Metazoa, Chordata, Appendicularia, Copelata, Oikopleuridae. The record is from the annotation of a GenBank genome assembly.